AUGAAAAGGAUGGGAUUUAGCAUCUUCUCUAGACUUCUAGCCAUGCUUCCAGGUGAGCUCACAGGCAUUCAAUAUCUAACACCUGAUCAAGACCUGAUUCCAUUUCCGGCUAAUUUUGGCAUGUUGCAACAGAGCAACAUACCAGCCUUCCAUUUCAACAGAGUCUUGAGUAACUUGCAAAAUUCAUCCUUCCUUCAACCACUUCAUGAAUUCACUCCGCAGUCGUCGAGUCUCAGCAACAACUCAACUUCAGAUGAAUCUGAGGAACACCAAUUGAGCAUCAUCGACGAAAGGAAGCAGCGGAGAAUGAUUUCCAACAGAGAGUCUGCUCGUAGGUCAAGGAUGAGGAAGCAGAAGCACCUAGAUGAGCUAUGGUCUCAGGUGGUUCGGCUGCGAACUGAGAACCAUAAUCUGAUAAACAAGUUGAAUCAUGUUUCUGAGUGUCAUGACCGCGUUCUUCAAGAGAAUGUACGGCUCAAAGAAGAAGUUUCUGAUCUUCGCCAAAUGCUUGCUGACCUGCGAAUUGGUAGUCCUUACACUGCCACUGCUAUAAGAGAUCUUGAAGAGGUCCCCUGCAACACAGCCCAUCUCAGAGCUGAAUCCUCAAACCAAUCUGUCACCAGUUCUGUAGACUUGCUUCAUUGA
Dovyalis caffra is the source of this 645-nucleotide messenger RNA. The record is from the annotation of a GenBank genome assembly. NCBI's taxonomy places the organism in Eukaryota, Viridiplantae, Streptophyta, Magnoliopsida, Malpighiales, Salicaceae.